CAUACUCACCUUUUAAAUCUAUUCACACGACAGCCCUGUGAACUGCAAUUAUUAUCCCCUUUGAUGAGUGAGGAAACUGAAAGUCAGGAAAGUGAAAUACUCUGCCCUGUUUUCUUUGUUGUUGUUGUUUUGUUUGCUUGCUUGUUGCUUGUUAACUUGUUUUGUUUUGUUUGAGACAGGGUCUCUAGACAGUCCUGGCUGUUCUGAAACUUACUAUGUGGACCGGGGGAGGGGCGGCGGGAGGACUUGAACUUGCCUCUGCCACCAGGCUGAACUAGGUAGGAUCUUUUGACUUAGCAAUGCUUUGCAUGUGGGGGUCGUUUGACUCAGAGCUUUUUGUCCUACAGACCUAAUGAGAUGGGAGUGAGCAUAGAGACCUCAGAAAGAGAUCUGCUUGGUAUUUUGGCACUGACUUCAAGACCUAUGGUCCCCAAAUCUGUGUUGCAGCCCUUUGCAUUGCAUGUCCUCUGAUCAAGGAGUAUGGAGUAAUCAGAGGAUCUGUGCCCUGUUUGGGGUCUGAACUUCAUCUGUCCUAAGUGUCAACAGAUCCAGGUAGAGUCCUAUGGCACACACAUAUUUCAUGGACGAUGCUACCCAGGAAGCCAGAGUAUAGGGAGAAGUAAGGUUAUGUGCAGAGUGACACCCCAUGAGGAGGCAGCCAGCUGUGGAUACUAUCACAAGGUCCCUACGCAUUGUUGUCUGAGCCGCCCAGCAUGCUCUGCUCACCGCAUCCCGAGGUGCACUGACCAUGAGCCUCAACUCCUCCCCCCACUACAGGAAGGAGCUGAGCAAUCUCACUGCAACGGAGGGUGGUGAAGGGGGUGUGGUCACUGAGUUCAUUGCCAUCAUCAUCAUCACCGUAUUCGUCUGCCUGGGCAACUUGGUCAUUGUCGUCACCUUGUACAAGAAGUCCUACCUCCUCACCCUCAGCAACAAGUUCGUCUUCAGCCUGACCCUGUCCAACUUCCUGCUGUCGGUGCUGGUGCUGCCGUUUGUGGUAACUAGCUGCAUCCGGAGGGAAUGGAUCUUUGGCGUGGUCUGGUGCAACUUCUCUGCUCUUCUCUACCUGCUGAUCAGCUCGGCCAGCAUGCUCACCCUCGGGGUCAUUGCCAUCGACCGCUAUUACGCUGUCCUGUAUCCAAUGGUGUACCCCAUGAAGAUCACAGGGAACCGAGCCGUGAUGGCUCUUGUCUACAUCUGGCUCCACUCCCUCAUUGGUUGCUUGCCACCCCUAUUUGGUUGGUCAUCGUUGGAGUUUGAUGAGUUCAAGUGGAUGUGUGUGGCUGCGUGGCACCGGGAGCCUGGCUACACUGUCUUCUGGCAGAUCUGGUGUGCCCUGUUCCCCUUUCUCAUCAUGCUAGUAUGCUAUGGUUUCAUCUUCCGUGUGGCCAGGGUCAAGGCCCGAAAAGUGCACUGUGGCUCUGUGGUCAUUGUGGAGGAGGAUGCCCAGAGGACCGGGAGGAAGAAUUCUAGUACCUCCACUUCCUCCUCAGGCAGCAGGAGGAAUGCCUUUCAAGGCGUGGUCUAUUCAGCUAACCAGUGCAAAGCCCUCAUUACCAUUCUUGUGGUCAUUGGCGCCUUCAUGGUCACUUGGGGCCCCUACAUGGUUGUCAUUACCUCAGAGGCACUCUGGGGGACGGAUGUGAUGCUGCUGGAAGACUGCACUUCUGAUGACAACCCUCCCCCACACUGCACGUGCCCACCCAGGAGAAGGAGCUCCGUGACAUUUGAGGACGAAGUAGAACAGAGCAAAGAGGCUGCCAAGAACUCUAUUCUUCAUGUGAAAGCCGAAGUCCACAAAUCUUUGGACAGUUACGCAGCCAGCUUGGCUAAAGCCAUUGAGGCCGAAGCCAAAAUCAACUUAUUCGGGGAGGAGGCUUUGCCAGGGGUCUUGCUCACAGCACGGACUGUCCCAGGGGCUAGCUUUGGGGGGCGUCGAGGCAGCAGGACUCUUUUAAAUCAGAGGUUACCACUGCAGAGCAUUGAGGAAGGGGACAUCUUAGCUGCAGAACAGAGAUGAAAGCCUCAGAGGGGACUGGGGCCACACUGGAGCUACUGGAAUCUGUGUCGGUGCCAAGGCCCUGGAAGACGUCACCCCUCAUGGAGGGCCAGACACCGGGAAGGAAACACUGGGGAUGCAGCCAGGAGGACUGGAAGUUCUGACUUCACUGUCUGCCGGGAAGGCAUGUGUGGCUGUCCAGGGUCCCUGGGCUGGAACGAGGCUUCCAAAGCACACUGAAAAAGCAGAUGGAGAGAUGUGGCUGCCAUUUCGGGAGGACAGAGACAAUGGGUUCAAAGGGAAGCCACCAUGUGGACCAUGUCUUCACCAGUAUCCUGCUGGUCUAACUGCUCAUGGUCUCAGAGGCAGUCCCUACUCAGUGUACCUCAUGGGAUGCAAGACCAUCUGGGGUUCUAUGUGGUUGAUCCAGGCGGCAUAGGGCCACACAGGAUAGACUAACUGCACAACAGUCCAGAGAACACCCAGGAGUAGCGCACCAUACACAGACACCCCAUUAUCUACUGCCCUCAUUAGGAUGUGGCCUUUGGUGACAACUGCUGCUGGUCUGUAGGAGCAGCCCACAGGCCACCCAAGAUGGGACCACCCCACCCACCUCUUUGUUGACAGAUGUUUUAGUGUUUGAAAAGAAGGGAGAAACCACUAUAAAAGACAAGGGUGAGUACCAGGCAUUUCAUUUCCAAAAUAAGAAACCCAGGAGAUUAGGGUAUGUCACUAAGACUAGGGCUAUGAUGUCACAUAGAGCAGGGAAGAAUCUAGGGGAAAUCCCUCACACAGGCAAUGUGGGAGAUGCUUGAGUGACUGACAAACCUAGCUGGCCUCAAUUCAUUGCCAGGAGCAAUUGUGAUUGUCACUGCAGCUUUGGGGCAGGCACAAGGUAGAAAGGGCACUGGAGCUGAGUUCACUGCCUGGGUUCUUGGCUCAGCUUGGUCUUUGCGUAUCAUCUGGAACAUCCUGUCCUGUCAUUAGGCCAUUUGGAGAAAUGGGAGAGGAGUGAGGAGUUGGAACAAGUUAGUCUCCAAGAUAUUUCCAGCUCUGAUCUUUGAUGUCAUCUGAACUUGUAAUUUAAGAGAUGGGAACAAACAGAACAUGACCAGUGGAUAAACCAGCCUUUGUAUACUUUUGAGUGUGUACUCAGUGAACACACGGAAAACUACCUGCACGCUCUGGCCCCGUGUCUUUGUACUGUUUGACUAUUAAGGGCAGUCCUAAAUGCUAGCUACCGAGACACGGGUUUGAAGACUGUACCACAGCUGAGGCAAAGGUAGGGAAGCAGGUGGGAUCCAUUGGCUUGGACCCCUUGCCUCUCAAGCUAGAACUUGAAGUUUGAGCUUUGAGUGCUUGCUGUGGUGGCCAGGAAGACAGCCUUCCCUGCUGUUCUUAAGUCUGGGUGCCUAGACAAGCUAGGCUCAGGGCUCUCCAUUUCACAGAGCAAAGGAAGACCCCACUUGCCAUAUCAGCCACAAGGCAGCCAUUCCAGAGUGAAUUACUUUUCAUGUGUUUUCUGUGGGCUACCUGGCUCCUGGUAUGGCAGUAUCUUUUUCCUGUGGUGCCUGGUCUGCAGCUCACUGAAGACAUAUCAUGAGGCUUGGCAUUUGCCUUUGUGUGGUUGAUUUUGUUAACACCACCUACUCCAAGACAGCUGUGCAGGGGAUUGGUAGGAUUUUGGAUGGAAUGGCAGUGGGCAGAGGACAGUCAUAUGUUUUCUCAUCCCUGGCAGCAUUUCUGUUCUCUUUCUAGUGUGUUAUCUUUUUCUAGUACUUGUCCGGUGUCUGGAGGGACCAUAUUCCUAAUGCACAGAAGUGGAACAUGGCAGAGGCCUUGCCCCCUAGGGACGGGUUGCCGGUUAGUGCAAUAGAUUGACUUAAGACUCAAAGAUUAGAGAGCUCUUUCUUGCUUGCCUGGGGCUAGGCUUUAUGGGAAGGAUGCUGAGGCCUCUGAGUCCUGCUGGCUGACCCCCAGUUCACUGGCAUACAAGAAGAGAUCAUCUAAACUGACCUAGAAAAUGGAAUUGUCAGUGUUUUUAAUGGAGUGAGGACUAUUCAUUUACCCAACACUGCAGGCCCAUAAAGCACCUCACCAGGCACUGGGGCAUAAUAGCAGUGUUUAUUUACCACUUCAGAGGAGAAAGGUCCAGAAGAUACUGUUGUGGACACAGAUCAGGCGGUGAUGGCCAAGCUGUGGCUCCAGAGGGUCUUGAGUAUUCCAACCAGGAUUCUAGGGCUGGGCCAGGGAAGCAGGUGACCAUCUCAACUGAGUCUUGGGAGAACGUGUAGGAGCCAGAACCAUGUUUUUGCAUAUUCAGGGAUUCUCAUUUGUUCAACUGAGCUAGAGAGAAGUGGGCUGAGGAGAGAGAGAGGUAGUCCAUACCUUCUCUUUUGUCCUCUGUGGAGGACACCUGCCUUUUGUGUAGAAGCCACCAUCCCAACUAAACCCAGCCAUGUUAGCUGCAAAUUUCUGUGCAGUGGCAGGCCUGAGGCCUUCCCCAGGACACUCAUGGGUAGGGGCAAGUAGGCCCUUUGGCUACUUGUUUGCGUAAAUACCUCAGUCCUGAUUCGGAUAGGAUCACUGGGAGGUCCAUGGCCCACUGCUUUACAAGGUUUUCCCCUUGACUUGGUCCCUGUGCUGUUUUCCAGAUGCUUGCUGUGGGGACUGUUGCAUCUGAGAAGGCAUUGGGCCAAGCACUACAGUGACACCUACUUUUUCCAACCUGGCCAGACAUCCCAAACUGGAGUUCAAAACCUUAGACGCUAGAUGGCAGCAGUAUGGCUGUGGAGAGUAAAAAAAAUCAUCAGGGAGGCUUGUUCCUCUGAGCCCUGCCAUGAGUACAAAUGCCUGGCCUUGACAACUGAUCUUCAUACGUGUGACCCCUGUUGGGGUUCACAGGGACUACCUGCACAGAGCUGUGUGAUCUUAAGCAAAGCACUACUCCGAAGACAGGCAGGCAGGGAGGAUUGCAAAGACAGUGGCCCAUUGGUGCUAAUGUACUUAGAUUCUCAUUUGUGUAACUGUGACUUCAUCUUUCAGCCAAGAAUGAAACCAUCACUCAGUAUUUGCAAUAGGGCGCUGUAGAUUGGGUCUAGACAGAGGAGGAAAAUAAUGCUGAUCCAAUGAGAGAGCAUACUAGUCUGUUGAGACAGAAUUAUUAUGAAUGCUUUUCCAAGUGGACAAUGUCCUUCUUAGGUUUGCAGAUUAGAGACAUUUCUCAAUGGAUUGUAAGAUGAACUCAUGAAACAUGUUCAGCUUUGUUUUGUCUGCCUCCUGUCUGGAAGUGAGGAUGAUGUGGCUAAACAAGGGGAGGCCAAGAACAGGUAUGCAUUAGGUCCUACUGUGUACCUCACCUCUAAGAGCCUGUUAUGUGCUAGGCACUAAUUGAGAACUCCAGAUGCUCCAUCUUCUUUUGCUUCAGGCAGGCGGGACACAGUAAGGGUGAUGCUAGUGUGUGGCAUGGUUGUGAGUUAAGACCUCAGGUUGCCACUUACUAGCUAGGUGUUGGAUAAUCUGUUUGUAUAUAGGGACACAGAAUCCAAGGAUGCUGUUUGCAUAGGGUGGACUACAGAAAUGCUCAUGGUGCAUCCAUCACAGGACAGAAGUGCAGGCUGACCUGAGCCUCUGGUCUUGCUUCUCAGUGUAACUGACAGGGCAGAAUCCUUCCUGUUUUACAGGGAUCUUUAAAGAUAUUUUAUCCAAUUCAGGGUAAUUAAUUAUGCUGAGGGUUGUUGCCCUGGGGGAAUUAUUUGCUAUUCAGUAUAAUAGUGGUGAUGACAAAGGGAAGGCAGUAGGGGAGGGUGGAAAGGCUGAGUACACCUUGGAACAUGAGGUCAGUAGGAACAAAAAUGAACUUUCCUAGUAAGAAAGUCUUUCUUCUACAUUGACCUGCUCACACAAAAAAGGAAUUAUUUCUAUAAUAUCCCAAAUUAAAGAUGAUGUAUAGAGUCCCCAACCUAUGUCAAUUCAACUUUGACCUUCCUUAUACUCAGAAAGGCCACACACCUCUCCCUCCAACUCCAAUGCCUUUGGGUGUUCAGUCUAGCAGUGACAGUGUCUGGCUCCCAGCAGCCAAAGCUCUUGUCUUCCAAGACUCGGAUGGAAGAGGCAGAGGAGGUAUAGGUGUCCAUGUCACUCGGGGAGUGUACAGAACCUGAGGAAAUGUGAGGAGGACCACAAGAACAUGGAUGCGAUCAGCCAUAAAUGACUAUAAGGAGGACAGGCAGAUACUGUCCUUGUCCAGGAAGGCCGGAGGAAAGUGGUGUCUCAAAAUGAGGUAAACCAGAGGCAUAGCCAAAUCCCUAGGUCUUGGUCAUGUGUCUGAGAGAAGGAACAAGCCUUGUAGCUCAAGGAGAAUGAGGCACAGGUGAGUUAAAGGUCAUCCUUAGCAGAAUGGGCCAGCUGGACUUUAUUAGCUAGGAAGAACCUAACUGACCAGGCCUAAAACAUGGCCUUGAAGGUCAAGGUCAGGCAAUUAUCUGUUGGAAAGACUUCAAAGCACAGAAACCAAUCUGCACAAGGUUACAAGCACAAUUUUGGCCAGAGUAAUUUUGGCACACAAUAUACCACUAUUUGAAACACUAAAAAUCACAGGUGAGCCAGCUCCUUUCAGAGGAAAGGACAGUACCAGAAGACUUGGGUGAUGAGACCAUGCCAAGUGCGGCAGAAACCCUGAAUGCCUGGAAAUGGAUCUGCUGGUGGAAAAGACAUGCUUUAAGGAGAGUUCUGAGUGUUGUUCUGAUGACAUCUACAUGGAGGAAGACGUGGUUAAAAACCAAACUUCAAAAAUAAACAAAACCCAAGCUAACCCUAAAAUAUAUUUAACUUGAAGUUUUGGAUGGUGUUCCUGAAGAUAAAAUGGUCUAGGGUUAUUAUAUAUAAAUCAGUAUUUAUGAAUAAGUAAAAGUGUAUGUAGACAAGUUUUGUUUACCUGAUUAAAUGUUUCUGGAAUGUGUAAAUUGUCA
Cricetulus griseus (Chinese hamster) is the source of this 6969-nucleotide messenger RNA. NCBI's taxonomy places the organism in Eukaryota, Metazoa, Chordata, Mammalia, Rodentia, Cricetidae. The record is from RefSeq and is a predicted model, not a curated record.